Molecule: messenger RNA, 2054 nt
Organism: Cladophialophora immunda
Lineage: Eukaryota; Fungi; Ascomycota; Eurotiomycetes; Chaetothyriales; Herpotrichiellaceae
Exons: 1
Coding region: 225-2054 (609 amino acids)
Source: RefSeq, a predicted model, not a curated record
CAUAUACCUCGUUCUGAUGGAGGGCACGAGGCUCCGAGGCUUAGCUGGCCGGCUAUUUCGCAAUCCAUUUGGGCUAGUCCGUGGGCGAAGGGAGUUUCUCGCGCCUUACUUUGAUGCGGUUCUGAACUACAAUUCAGCCUCAGCGAAGAUGUCGCCUUCCUAUCCCCCGUGAUAUGGUGAUCGUGGCCCUGCGUUGUUACCAGAAACACUACCAGUAGCUGCUGAUGGAUCCUCUGUCAAUUGCAGCAGGCUGCGUUGGCCUUCUGUCGAGCAUCGGAGCCUUGUCGAAGAACCUGGCUAGUUUCGUCACGUCAGCACGUCAAGCACGCAGAGAUGUUGAUGGGUUUUACAGAGAACUCUCUUCGCUUGGUCUGUGUAUUUCCACCCUCAAAGACGAGACAUUUCAAUUUCCAGCUACCCUCCAGAACCAGCUUCUUGGUGUUUUAUCUAAUUGUGGUUUGGUCAUUGAGGGUAUGACGAACAUCAUCGACAAACACAAGGCUGGCAAUCUUGGACGACAGAUACAAUGGUCGAUGAGCGACCGCGAUGAGGUUUGUCGGUUGCGUGAAAGACUUGAGGCGCAUAAAUCAGCGCUUGAGAUCACUCUUGAACUGGCAAGCUUGACCGUGGUUACUUCUAUCAAGGAUGACACCUCAGAGAUUAAAGCUGAAUUGGCGGCGCUCAGGAUACAGGUCAUGCAGCUAAGAGACGCCCAGAUCGAACCUAACCCUAUUCUGCAGCGAUAUUUGAAUGGGACGAUCGCAUAUACAGAGAGCGUGGUUGACCCUUUCGAACCUGCAUGGAAAGAUGAACACUCUGUCGUCGUCUGGGACGAAGAGCCAUCACUACCGGCACAUGAGGGUAUCCAGACAGAGGGAGAACUUGAGCACACAGAUCCACAGUCCGUGCUCGAAGCAGUUGAACCCUUCGGAGUUGCAUGGGAAGAUGAACACUCUGUCGUCGCCCGGGACGAAGAGCCAUCACUGCCGGCACAGGAGGGAAUUCAGGCAGAGGAAGGUCUUGAGCAUCCAGACCCGCAGUCCGUGAUGGAAACUCCAGUUGAAGGGAAACACGGACGUGCGAUAGAUACAUCGCAACCAGGAACCGGUGAAUCGGCUCAGACCCACAAAUACAUUGAUUCAUCCUUCGAUGGGACGUCGGCACCGGCGAAUUACACCCCUUUGGUUGAUAGCGCUGUCGUGUGCAGGAGCCAAACAAGGCAAACACGCAGAAAACUCGAUUACGAGCUCUAUCUUUGCCUACAACGGACCCCUUGGGACCUAGGCAAAAUAUGUGAUCUUAUCAAUCUAGGGGCUCGUUUGUCGAAGGGGCGUAUAGAUUUCGGUCGUCACAAAUUUUUCUCGAAUCUAGACAGGACGAGACUUUUCCUAGACCAUGGACACAGCAUACCAGACCAAGAAACCGCUCUUCUCAAAUAUUUGCAAACGAGUUGUUCACCAGAUAAAGAUCUCACAGAAUUCCUUCUGAGCAAAGCCGACAUUCACAAAACCGUCACGAAAACCAUGAUUAAGCGGUACGCGUGGAAUCAAACUGCAGGCGAUACGGUUUGCCAUAUAGCUGCAGCAAGACCGGCUUGCUGGUGGCUGAUACCUUUAUUGGGCGAAAAGGGACUGAAGGUCAACGAAAGGAAUGCUGAAGGCAAAACACCAUUGGAUGUUGCCCUUGAUGUCGGUCUGCUAGAGCCAGAACAUUUCCCGUCGCAAGGAAACAUGUCGGUCUUGCUAGCUCUUCGAAAGCUUGGAGCAGAGUCUACCUACGAUAAGAAUCAGCUCCGUCAAAAAGCAUUUGAGACCAUGAUGGUGAGUCUCUGCAAGUACCGCGAUGCGAAGAGCUCGCUCGCUGGGAAGGUCGCUCUCUUCCACAACAUGACCAUCAGGACCGCGAGUUGUGGCUGCAAGAUUGGAAAUUGCGCCCACUCUCGGUUCCUUUUUCCAUGUGCGGCGUGGAGGCGUGACUGUUACCUGGAAAAUCUGGACCUUUUUACUGCGUAUGAGUCCGAUGUGGUUGGAGUGGUAUUCGGCAAUAUUUGGUGA